Vicia villosa (hairy vetch) is the source of this 1203-nucleotide messenger RNA. RefSeq lists its product as uncharacterized. The transcript has a single exon. Lineage: Eukaryota; Viridiplantae; Streptophyta; Magnoliopsida; Fabales; Fabaceae. Bases 1 to 1203 code for a protein of 400 amino acids. The record is from RefSeq and is a predicted model, not a curated record.
AUGGAAAAGGAGGUGGUGUGGCAAGAUUUGUUAAGAGCUAGAUAUGGCAACAUUAGACUUAAAGUAUUGAUUGGAGACGUCUCAAUUUUGUCAAAGAAGGAGUCGCAUUGGUGGAGAGAUUUAAUAGUUUCGGAUAACUAUGAGAAGCUUCUUUUCGAUCACUUUACGAGUGCUAUUAAAUGUAAUGUUGGGAAUGGAUUCUCUACUCCGUUGUGGUUUGCCUCUUGGGCGGGUCAAAAAUCUAUUAUGGAAUUAUUUCCUAAUUUAUUCUCUCUAGCUGGAAAUUUUCUGGACUCUAUUAAUCUUGCAGGGGCGUUUGUUGAAGGAGUUUGGAAUUGGAACUUGGCUAGUUGGUUUGAAGAAGGGAGUAUAGCGGCUGAGUUGGCUGCGGAUCUACUUCAGAAUGCCUCGUACAGUUGUGUGGCAGCGCUGGAAGCCACCGAAGCAGGCCUUGCUGCCGCCGACAGUGGUGCUGGGACUGCAUCUGUCCCGACUCAGCAGCUGGCAGCUGAGUUGCAGUCUUUACUGGCAGCUCUUAAUACUGUUCGGAUCAAGGAAAAUGUUGAGGACAGCUUCUCAUGGGCGAAGGAUUCUAGUGGGAGCUUCACCGUUAAAUCGUGCUAUGAGUUUUUUAAGAAGUUUCUUUCCGGUCCACCCCUGGAAAGUGAUAAGGUUAAGGCCUUAAACUUUCUAUGGAAAUUCAAAGUUCCUCCAAAGAUACUUUGUUUUGCUUGGAGGUUUUUAUUAAAUAGAUUGGCCACUAGAGAUCAAUUGGUGAGAAGAGGUGUGUUGGAGGAAGGAAUUGAUUCUAGGUGUGCCUUAUGCGGCUCCGGUGAGGAAUCUUUAUCUCAUCUUUUCUUUUUGUGUAACGUUUCCGUUCACAUUUGGAGAAGGGUGUUUAUGUGGCUUGAUUUAUCCGGACUUUUGUCCUUUGAAGAGUUUGGGGAUUUCUUCUAUAAUUUCCGGAAAAUUCCUUGCCUUAAUAAGUGUAUGAUUGUGGGUACCGUUUGGCUUGCUACGGUGUGGUCGAUUUGGCUAAAGCGUAAUGCGGUGAUCUUUGAGAAGGAAGCUUUUAGCUUUACCGAAUGUAUGUCGGAUAUAGUUUUAAGCUCUUGGAGGUGGUUAUGUGCUUUCCAUAAGAGAGUUAAUCUUUGUAAUUUUUAUCUUUGGAAUACUCUACCUCUUCUUUGUUUUGAAAGGUAG